Messenger RNA from Vigna angularis (adzuki bean), 620 nucleotides. RefSeq lists its product as uncharacterized. Bases 39 to 620 code for a protein of 193 amino acids. The record is from RefSeq and is a predicted model, not a curated record. The transcript is spliced from 2 exons. Lineage: Eukaryota; Viridiplantae; Streptophyta; Magnoliopsida; Fabales; Fabaceae.
UAUUCACAGGUGAGAACUAUGCAUUCUGGAAGGUAAGAAUGCAAAUAUUUAUUGAAUCUAUUGAUUGUGAAAUUUGGGAUGUUAUUGCAUCUGGUUCUUCUGUUCCUACUAACAAUAUACAGGAACCAAAGCCCCGUGGUCAAUGGACCAUUGAAGAAAAGAAAAGAUUUCAGAAUGACGUUAAAGCUCGGAAUAUUAUUGCAUCAGCAUUGACUGUUGAUGAGUUCUACAGGGUUUCUGUCUGCAAAACUGCUCAAGAAAUGUGGGACGUGCUCAGAGUAACACAUGAAGGAACAGAUGACGUAAAGAGGGCAAGAAAGAAUUCCCUAAUUCAAGAAUAUGAAAUGUUCCGGAUGAAGCAAGGAGAAACAAUUUCUGACGUUCAAAAACGCUUCACCAACAUUGUCAAUCAUCUCAUUGGACUAGGUAAGUCAUUUGAUACUGAUGAACUAAACAUUAAAAUCUUAAAGUCUUUAGACAGGUCGUGGCAACCUAAGGUGACUGCAAUCUCGGAGUCACAAAACCUCAACACCAUCACUAUGGCAGCACUAUUUGGAAAGUAUUACAAAAAUCAAGAAAAGUCAUGUGGUGUCUCGAUAGUGGUUGCUCAAAACACAUGA